Molecule: messenger RNA, 1188 nt
Organism: Capronia coronata CBS 617.96
Lineage: Eukaryota; Fungi; Ascomycota; Eurotiomycetes; Chaetothyriales; Herpotrichiellaceae
Exons: 3
Coding region: 1-1188 (395 amino acids)
Source: RefSeq, a predicted model, not a curated record
AUGUCUACCCCUGGAAGCAAUCAAUUGGGGAAAAAGGCCCGACCAAACAUGCAAUCCUUGUUUUCCAGCUUGUUGACUGCAUCAGGGAGUGCCAAGAAGCCCACGACCACGAAUGUUGACAACGCGAUCAAUCCUGCUCCGCGUGUCCCAGGCCAGGAUCGUUUUGCUCCUUCUCCCACUGAAACUCGUGGGCAUCCUGCUGGCACUGUAACACGAAACCCGACCGAGUGGAUUGGAAUCUCAAAGAGCGCCGAGGCAGAAUACGACAACCCAAAUUUCGAGGCAGGAUACACUGGUGAGCCGGAGGAGGCCCAGCGUACUACUUCCAAAGGCAAAGGCAAAGGCAAAGGCAAGGCUCGUGAAGACGCCAUGGACCUUGACAGCGACGACGCCGGUGACAAGUCGAACCAAACUACCAGCGAUGGCAAGCGUCCGAGAAAGCCAACGCACUAUGGUGCCCCGCCGUUGCCCUUAGGCGACAGAAAAGCCAAGCGCAGAAAGACCGCUGCUUCCGAGGAAGAGGAACACGAAGACAACGCAUUCCCGCUGUCCCCUGAAGGGGCUGACGAGUCCGACCAUAUGCUUUACACAACGGCGGGACAACUAAAGCGCAAUUGGAAAGAGAUCGAGCAAAAGUGGGAAGGAAUCAACGGAAAGAAGUCCAAGUUCUCCCUCACCGAUCGAUUCUACAGAAUCAUUCGGGGCUUUGCCAACAGAGGAGUCCUCGAUCUGCCAGAAGAAGUCCUGAGAUCCUACCCAUGCAUCAUUGGCGAGGAGUGCCUACGCAUCAAUGCCAUUGUCAGAAGAGACAAAUUGAUCGCACGCAUCAAGGAAGAUGUCGACGAGGAGCUGGAGAGCUACGUCUGGGGCAAAAUCGCCGACGGUUACAAUCUCGCAACCGGAGAUGGCCUCUCAGCACAGCAGCUGUACGACGCAUGGAACGAUGCACAGUGCAACGUGCCCUUGGAAGCGCGGGAACUUGCGCAAGCUGAGGAUGGCGCUGGAGGAGAGGAGUUCAACCAGGAAGGAGAGGAACCCAGCGAGGGAGGACAGGAGCCCAACGAGGGUGAAGCGGCAGACAUGGGACGGGACAGCCAGGCUCAGCUGGACCACAAUCCAGUCUUGGAAGGCAGCCAGAAGAAGGGUGAGCCAGUCCAGCUGGUCUCUUAUGACAGCGACAGCGACUAG